AAACUGUGUUUUGGGCUAGUUUACAUAACCUUUUUCAUUAGUAGCUCGGUCAGCUGUGGUUGCUGGCUAACAGAUGAAAGCUAGACUUAGCCGAGCUAAGUUAUUCUUGCCAUCUGUUUUGAGAUGGUAAAAAUGUAACAAUUUACAAUUCAUCGUCGAAAUUUUCUUGUGAAAACUAGGUUAAACCUUAGCUAGGUUAGCUAUCUAACUAUGCAGUUAACUAACUGCAGGACGAGCAAACCUGUAACUAGACUAGCAAGUAAACUAGCAUUAAUAUUCGCCUUUUGUUUGUAAUGAUAACUAAGCUCAUCUUUGUAUUUGAUAGCUAGGUUAGCUAGCUAGCCACCAAUACAAUUUGUAGCUAAUAUACCCUAUAUAUUUGGAAACAUCAAAAGAUAAGCUAGGUUUUCCUUUGGGUAGCAUUAUGCAAGUGGAGGCAAACCUGCGCAUUUGUCAGAGAUGUCUGUGGCACUAUAAGUGCACUCUGCACCUGUUAUCACUUUCUGCUGCCCACAGGUCAUCAACGAGUUACUAUGAUGUUCUUGGUGUUAAGCCUGAUGCAUCGCUGGAAGAAAUAAAAAAUGCAUUUUUUGACAAGUCCAAAAAGCUGCACCCUGACAGAAAUCCUUCAGACCCAAGCUUUCAUUCCCAAUUUGUGAAACUGAAUGAGGCAUACCGGAUGCUCAGCAAAGAUGGAACCAGGAGGGAGUACGACCUCAGGCUGAGGCAUCACUACUCUAGACACCCAAAUGUCAGACCCUCUUCCAGAUAUACGCACAACCCCAGCACUGCGGAGACUGCUGAGCACAUGCAUUACUGGGAGCAGUUCAGACAUUCCCAGGACUACACAGAAAAAGAGUGGCAGAGGAAGAGGAAGAAGAAUUUACAUCUGGUGGGCUACUGCUUCAUCGCCAUGCUCCUCAGCUGUGGUGCUCACUACAUUGGAUUCAGGAAGCUGGAAGAUAUACAUAACAAUUUCAUGGAUGAGAAAGACAGAGUCAUCACUGAAAUCUACAAAGAGACCAAAGAGAGAGCCAGAGUGAAUGGAUUUAAGAAGCAGCAGGAAAUCAUGAGGCAGAAACAUGCAGAGUUUCUGGAAAAAUACAAGAUACACAAAAGUGACAAAGAGAAAUAGAAAUGUUCUACAAACAUGAGACGAGAGUGUAUAUAGUGGUAAUGUUUGCAUCUAGUGGAUGGGACAAAUGUGUUGUGUUGGAGGAUUAAAAUAAACAUGAGGACAUCACAUGUGACCCUUUGCUGAUGAACACUUUCAGAAUACUAUGAUUUACAUUUUUUUCAUUCAUUAUUUUCCAGAAUGAAUUACAAAAGCAAGCAUAAGACAUGCUUUUCAUUGAAGAGUGAGUUUAAUGAACACAGUGUUGUCAGUUAAGGCCAACUGGUCACUAUUUAGCAACACAGCCAAGCAAGUUACUGCUUCUUGUUCACAGUAGGUAUCAUUUACCAACGUGUACAGCAUGACUGACGGUACUGUGCUGCAUUUCAGCUGCACCUGGCUAGACACUUAUGGAAACAAUGUAUUCCUGUAGCUCAUAAUGCUACGUUCUAAUGCCAAUUGUACUUCACAAUGCUAAGUUCUUUCUCUAUCUGUCUGUAUGAAUGUUUAACAGGAUCCAAAGCAACUUAAAAUUGUGGCCAAAGUACAAUUCAAGCAAUAACGGGGUAAGGGCCUUGCUUAGGGGCCCAACACUGGUAGCUUAGCAAUGGUCGGGGUUGAACUGGAAACCUUCUAAUUAGUGGACCAGUACGUUAACUGUUGAGCUACAACAAGUUCUAUCAAAUUUAAAUCCUGCCCAAAAUGUUUUUCAUGUUGCUUAACUAGACAAUCUUACGUGCGAAAGGUAUACUAUUUGCUUUCCAAAACAAGAAACAUGUAUUACUGAUUUUUAUGUGAGACAGCCCAAAUCAAACCUGAUUGUCAACUGGCUGGCAUUAGAAAGCCUGAAGCUCUUCAAAACAUUUUCAGAUAAAUGACAGAGCAUGAAGGCAAAUAUUGAAAGUGCUUUCUCUGUGGACUGUAACUUUGGCAGAAUGAGUAUGACAUUCUAAUUAGCUGAUCCAGUUAAACACUCACAGUGUAACUUUGUAUCCUCUAAUGUGGUGUGCUUUGCAGCUAUAUAGAAUUGUUAUAGACAUGUGCUUCCCUAUGUUCAACACUAAGGAGUUCCUUAUGAAAUUAAUAGCCAAUACAUUUUUUCUGGAGGGGAAUUAGAGCUUGUAUUUUUGUUUGUCACUAUUUCCUACAGUGUAGAAUAAAUAAAUUAUUACAAUU
Molecule: messenger RNA, 2290 nt
Organism: Electrophorus electricus (electric eel)
Lineage: Eukaryota; Metazoa; Chordata; Actinopteri; Gymnotiformes; Gymnotidae
Gene: dnajc4
Product: DnaJ (Hsp40) homolog, subfamily C, member 4
Source: RefSeq, a predicted model, not a curated record